This is a messenger RNA of Adineta ricciae, 249 nucleotides long. Lineage: Eukaryota; Metazoa; Rotifera; Eurotatoria; Adinetida; Adinetidae. The record is from the annotation of a GenBank genome assembly.
AUGGAUCUUUCGAACAAUUACAUCGGAUCAUUCACUUAUAAAAGUAGUGGUCGAGGUGAUGCUUCUGAUUUAUCAAAUGAUCCAAAGCUUAAUUUUUUUGUUGCAACAAGUCAACAACGUCUGUUGAAAGGUAUCAGUGGUAUGGUAUGGAAAGGGAAGUCGUCACAGGUUAUCCUGUGGAAAAAGACCAAUGUCAACGACGAAAACAGUUGGAGUGAUGAUCCAUGUGAAAUCUGCAUGCUAUGGUAA